CACCUUCCUUGGCCAGUGGAUUCCUAGACUGCCUCCCUGCUUCGCAGCUUCCCACCUGGCCAAGUGACGCUGCACCAAUCCCGUUCCAGUUGCUCCUGGGCCCCUUCUUGCACCGCCCCACUCCUCACUCUCAAAGAGACUCCGGGAGCGCGCCCGACUCAGUUGCUGCGCUCAGCUCCCUUUCUUGAAGUCAUGGCGGGACCUGGGGGCUGGAGAGAUAAGGAAGUCACAGAUCUCGGCCACUUGCCGGAUCCAACUGGAAUAUUCUCACUAGAUAAGACCAUUGGCCUUGGUACUUAUGGACGGAUCUAUUUGGGACUCCAUGAAAAAACUGGUGCAUUUACGGCUGUUAAAGUGAUGAAUGCUCGUAAGACUCCUUUACCUGAAAUAGGAAGACGGGUGAGAGUGAAUAAAUACCAGAAGUCUGUUGGCUGGAGAUACAGUGAUGAGGAAGAGGAUCUCAGGACUGAACUCAACCUUCUGAGGAAGUAUUCUUUCCACAAAAACAUUGUGUCUUUCUAUGGUGCAUUUUUCAAGCUGAGUCCUCCUGGCCACAGGCACCAACUUUGGAUUGUGAUGGAGUUAUGUGCAGCAGGCUCAGUCACUGAUGUUGUGAGAAUGACUAGAAAUCAGAGUCUAAAAGAAGACUGGAUUGCUUAUAUCUGCAGAGAAAUCCUUCAGGGAUUAGCUCACCUUCAUGCACACCGAGUAAUUCACCGGGACAUCAAAGGUCAGAAUGUGCUACUGACUCAUAAUGCUGAAGUCAAACUGGUGGAUUUUGGAGUGAGUGCCCAGGUAAGCAGAGCUAAUGGAAGGCGAAAUAGCUUCAUUGGAACACCAUACUGGAUGGCACCAGAGGUGAUUAACUGUGAUGAGGACCCAAGACACUCCUAUGAUUACAGAAGUGAUGUGUGGUCUGUGGGAAUCACUGCUAUUGAGAUGGCUGAAGGGGUGCCUCCUCUGUGUAACCUUCAGCCCUUGGAAGCCCUCUUCGUGAUUUUACGAGAAUCUGCUCCUACAGUCAAAUCUAGUGGAUGGUCCCGAAAGUUCCACAAUUUCAUGGAAAAGUGCAUGAUAAAGAACUUCCUGUUUCGUCCUACUUCGGCAAACAUGCUUCAUCACCCAUUUGUUCAGGAUAUAAAAAAUGAACAACAUGUUAUUGAGUCAUUAACAAAGCAUCUUACUGGAAUCAUUAAAAAACGACAGAAAAAAGAUAUACCUCUGGUCUUUGAAAGAGAAGAAGCAAUUAAGGAACAGUAUGCCAUGAGAAGAUUCAGAGGACCCUCUUGCACUCAAGAGCUUCUGAGAUUGCCAACAAGCAGCCGAUGCAGACCACUUAGAGUGCUGCAUGGAGAACCUUCUCAGCCAAGGUGGUUACCUGAUCGAGAAGAGCCACAGGUCCAGGCACUUCAGCACCUACAUGGAGCAGCUAGGGUGUUCAUGCCACUACAGGCACAGGAUAAUGCACAGAGGCCUCUACGAGGGCAAGCACAGGCAUCUCAGCGUCUAUAUAGGGCAGCUCGGGUGUUCAUGCCACUACAGGCUCAGGUUAAGGCUAAGGCUUCUAGGCCUCUGCACAUGCAGAUUAAGGCAUCUCCACGACUACGGAGAGCAGCCCGGUUGCUCAUGCCACUACAGUCUCAGGGUAAGAUACUUAGGCCUCUACAGUUGCAGGCUCCAUUACUGAAAAUGCCGCAGCCUCAGGCCCUAUCACAAACCCAGGAACUGAAACAACCUCAAGACCUGGACCAUGUGCCAGAAGAAUUUCAAGGACAAGGUCAGAUGCCUGAACAAGCACAAGAACAAGGUCAGGUACCUGAACAAGCACAAGGACAAGGUCAGGCUGCUGAACAACAGCAGAGAGAGAACCAGGUUCCUGAACAGCAUCCGGGGCAGAACCAGGCACCUGAACACCCAGAAGCAGAGGAACAAGCUGCUGAGCCUGCACAGGCAGAUGCUGAGGCAGAAGAACCUGAGCCAUUAAGGGUACAUGCCCAGGUAUUCCUGCCCCUACUGUCACAGAGCCACCACGUGCUGUUGCCACUACAUUUGGAUACUCAGGAGCUCAUUCCAGUAGGACAGCCAACUGAGGGGUCACCUCCAUCACACAGCUGGACACUAGAGCCCUCAGAGGCAGUUAACUCAGUUCAAGCACUGAUAGACGGACUCUCAAAAGACCUGCUUCGAGCACCAGAUGCUCAUAACUCAAAGCCACUCGGUUUACUGCAAACCCUGAUGGAAAACCUGUCAUCAAAUGUGUUUUAUUCUCAACCAGAACAGCCAGCGAAAAAAAAAUCCAGGGUUUCUAGUCUAAGGCAAGCACUUGCAAAAAGAUUGUCACCAAAGAAUUUCAGGGCAAAGUCAUCACCUGAAAAGCUUGAGCACUCAUUUUUAGGAGCCCGGAGGCGCAGACGCCGACACAGGUGUGAAGGCAGCUUUAACCAGCAUGAGGCCGAUCUGAGACAAUUUGAAAAUAACAAUGCAGAAGAAUCAUCAGAUAAUGAUGAAGUAUUUCAUGCAGUUCAAGCAGAAGUCCAAAUGGAACCAGUGCAGCCACACAUUCCAAAUCCUCCAGAAAAUGAGAUUCAAGACAGAUCUGCUUCUAUGCCUUACAACCAAGAUUGUGCACACCAUAGGAAGUUUCAUUCAAGUGUUCCUCAGCAGCCUCUUUUGGAGGAAGCUCAGAAACCCAUUGACAUCAGAGAAAGGAGCUCGCAAAAUCCUCAGAAUUUUCAAGCAGCAUCAGGAGCUGCUGAGGAGAGUCCUGUGGCUGGGAGGAGGUCCCAGUCGUCACCGCCUUAUUCUACUAUUGAUCAGAAGUUGCUGGUUGAUAUCCAUGUUCCAAAUGGAUUUAAAGUAGGAAAAAUAUCACCCCCUGUAUACUUGACAAAUGAGUGGCCGGAGUAUAACUCACUUUCUGACAUGUUCUGGAAUGAUUGGUUAACUCCUGCACCGCUCAUUCAGCCAUCUGAGAAGGAUGGUGAUUAUGUUGAACUCUAUGAUGCCGGUGCUGAUGCUGAUAGUGAUGACGGUGCUUCUGAUGAUGUUUAUGAAGAUAUCUACGGCCAUCCCAAUAGCAAUAAUGACUUGGAUAACCAGGUUGCUCAGGAAAAUAAUGUCUGUGAAGACCAUGAUGUUGGUGACAGCAUUGACAAGUCUGUUGAUGACAUAGAUAAUAGUCAUGAUGAUGCUAAUCGUUCAAGGGCAAGCUGUGAUAAGCAUGGAAGCAGCCAGCAAGAUGGCAGUGAUGGAAAAGAAGAUGCUAGGAGAAGCUAUAACGGUAGAAACCAAGGAAGAAGUGCAACUAAUGGAGGCAAUGCAGCCAGUGGAGAUCAGGAAAGACGUGGAGCUGAUGUAGGUAGUGAAAGAGAUAUCAGGAGUAAUGGAAAUAAGGGAGUCAGUGGCAUCAAUAAAGAGAAUAGAGCAGUUGGAGUCAAUCAAGGAGAAAACCACUCAGACACAGAUGGUCCAAGAGUGAAGAGAUCCAUAUGCCACAGUUCUGAACAUCAACAAGAGGAACUAAAUGGUGGGAGUGAGGACUCAACCUCCAUUGUCUCAGAUGUUCCAUCCCCUGAGCUAGAUGAUGUGGAUGGCAGUACAGGCACAUCAGAAUCAUCAACACAGUUGGAUUUUUUUGCCAAUAACUCAUCUCCUUCCAAAGGUUCUGGGAUGGCUGCUAAUGCUGACUUAGCCUGUGCCAUCUUAUAUUCUGGAUUCAUGGAAGUACCUGAAAAAUCAACUAAGAGAACCUUUGAAGUCAAUGUUAAUCCAACUUGUGUCUCCUCUGCAUGUAAAAAACCACUAAUCCACAUGUAUGAAAAAGAAUUCACUUCUGAGAUCUACUGUGGUUCAUUGUGGGGAGUCAAUUUGCUGCUGGGAACCAGAUCUAAUUUGUGUCUACUGGACAGAAGUGGAGAGGCAAACAUUACUAAACUUAUAAAGCGAAGACCAUUCCGCCAAAUUCAAGUCGUAGAGUCACUCAAUUUGCUGAUUACCAUCUCUGGUCAUAAGAACAGACUUAGGGUGUAUCAUCUGACGUGGCUGAGGAACAAGAUUUUGAACAAUGAUCCAGAAAGUAAAAAGAGGCAACAAGAAAUGCUGAAGACAGAGCAAACUUGCAGAGCUAUUGAUAAGUUGACUGGCUGUGAACACUUCAGUGUCCUCCAACAUGAAGAAACAACAUAUAUAGCAAUUGCUUUGAAAUCAUCAGUUCACCUUUAUGCAUGGACAUCAGAGUCCUUUGAUGAAAGCACUGCUAUUAAAGUGUUUCCAACUCUUGAUCAUAAACCGGUGACAGUUGACUUGGCUAUUGGUUCUGAGAAAAAACUAAAGAUUUUCUUCAGCACAGAAAAUGGAUAUCAUAUCAUUGAUGUAGAAUCUACAGUUAUAUCUGAUGUGAGCCUGCCACGUAACAAUAUCAUCAUUCUGCCGGAUGGCUUGGGAAUUGGCAUGAUGCUCACCUUCAAUGCUGAAGCUCUCUCUGUGGAAGCUAAUGAACAACUUUUCAAGAACAUCCUUGAAGUGUGGAAAGACAUACCAUCUUCUGUAGCUUUUGAGUGUACACAGAGGACCACAGGAUGGAGCCAGAAAGCUAUUGAAGUGCGCUCUUUGCAAUCAAGUGUACUGGAAAGUGAGCUGAAGGCCAGGUCAAUCAAGACACUGAGAUUUCUAUGUAUCCGAGGCGACAAGCUGUUCUUUACCUCUACUCUGCAUAAUCGCCACAGCCGAGUGUAUUUUAUGACCCUUGGAAGACUUGAAGAGCUUCGCAGCAAUUAUUCUGUUUAAAAGGUUCCAAACUUUGUUACAACAUUUAAAAAAAUCUCAUAUAUAUAUAUAUAUAUAUAUAUAUAUAUAUAUAUAUAUAUUGCUACAUCUUCAGUUUACUGAGAUUAAAUGAGCAUUCAGUUUUUUAUUAAAGAAAAAUUAAAUCAGAAGCUUAACUUCAAAUGUAGCACAGAAUAGUUUUAACAAGAAACGCAGCUUUAUAUAUAAAAUUUACUAUAGCCAUCUUUAUGUACUCCAAAAGGUGUACAAUAACUUUUGCACAAACUUUGUAACUUUUGUUACUGUGAAUUCAAAUAUUACUCUUAAAACAGUUGAUGGUAUCUUUAUUCAAAUUUGCAAUAUAAAGAAAUCUUUUAUAAGUAGAUUAAAGGAAGCUUUCAAAAGAAUUGUCAUUGAGUAGGAUUUUACAGAAAGAAAAAAAAUACUGACAAACCAUAUACAAUUUUUCCAACAUCAUGUGAAAAAAUAAAGGUUAGGUCAGUGAUGUCAGACCUUUUAGAGCUUUCAGUGAUAACAAACAGCCCAUUGUGGCAUGCAUGUCAUAGGUUUCCACCACUGGUUAGGUCAUGAAACAAAAGAUGUAAUGACUAUGCUAUUACCACAUUAAGGUUGAAGAGUCUAUAUGCGCAGAAAAAAUUGCAGUGACAAGUGAGGAAAAGUUACCUAUUCCCUCACUACUAAGCCCAUAGCUAGAAAUCAGUUGUGGUUUUACUCCGUAUCAUAAUGGUUUCCUUUGUUUUAUAAGAAAAUACAAAACUCUCAAAUGACUGGUUUUACUCAAACUCUCCAAAGAUGUGCAGUAGCUGUUUCUGUAAAUCACCGAAUAAUACACUUGCAAACCUGAAUACAGGACUGAACUCCAAUGCAUAUGUACUGUAUAAAGAGCAUUUCCUUUAACACUUUAGACAUAUAAUUCUAAGCUUAAAAUUGGUUAAUUUUUCAAAAUUACAUUCUGGUCACUAGUGUGACCAUUGAACAGUACCAAAUAUUUAAUCCCAGAUUAAACUAUAUGUUCAUUUCCUACAAUUACUAAGCAAAAUAAAAUAAUAAUAUACAGCAACAAAAAUAUCAACUAAAUACAUAAAUUUUCAGGUUUCUACUGCUGUAAAAUGAGAAAUUAAUUUAAAAUUAUUUCAGGGAUAAUUCCAUAUAUAGAUACAAAGCUAUAAAUAAAGAAGUGAAUAGAUUUUGAGAGAAAUUUUAUUUUCUUCAUGUAACUGAAUCUGAAAAAUUACAGUCGUAAAAGUAAUCCUAUCACCCAAAUAUAUUAUAGAUGCCACAGAUAGGUAAUGUUUCAUCACCUAUGCUAAGAGCUACCUGAUAAAAAGCAUUAUUUCUGCAUAUCUGUCCUCAAAACUCUGCUUAGUUCUGGAGAAAUAGAGAACAACAGAACUAUUGCAAAGUAUACCUCAUUUUAGUUCCUUUUAGUUCUGCUUCAGAAAUCUGAAGAUAGUGCUAGUGGGAUAAUAAUUUUCAAACUACCUGGUUAACCAAAAUAAAAAAGUGCUGACUAGAUGUUAUUUCACGUUAGUGCAUCAUUAUGUGGCACACUGGUAUAAGAAAUGAGGAUUUCGAUUUUCCAAACACUUAUAUUAAAAGUAUAGUAACUCAAAGAUGAGAAAAUAGGAGAACCUGAAUCCAUGAAUUAAAGAAAAAUGAAUGUGAUUCACAUUUCUGUUACUGUGACACAAUGACGUGGUCCUAAAACUGGUUUAUCUUGAGUGUUUACAACUCAAAUAACUUUUUAAUGCAAUAAUUUUAAAAAGAAAAUGAAUUUUUAUAUCGAAGUAUUUCCUUAGAAGUAGUUUUAUUAUAGAUUUAUAUACCAAGAGGCCAUAGGGGAACUUUGUACAUGUUCCUUUUUGCUGAGCAUAUAGAGCUUGCUAUGUUUGAAUUUCAGAAAUUUUUCUUAGCUAAGUAUAUAUAGAAGUAAGUCUUUAAAAAUUCAUAUUAUAAUCAUUAUCUACUCAAAGUGAAGCUUAAAAAUAAUUUUAGCUUAAAAUCAUAUUUUAAGGCAAUAAUUUUGGGAAAAGUAUUUUAGAAAACUAACUUCCAUAGUACCUUCCUUAUAACAGCUCAGUAAAUAAGCAAUUGUUAACAGACUCUGCAAAGCUGUCCUGGUGUAACCAUACAAUAAUGACUAUAAUGUGUGAUUGAAAUUUGAAGGAAAAGCCACUAACUAAGAAAGAAAGGUGGGCACGUACCAAGAAGAGAGAUUAAAAUGCUGAAUACCUGAGUAGAAAAUAUUUGAAGUGGCUCAUCGGUGAUAAUCAGUUCAAAUUGAGUUGCAAACUCAUCUAAAUCUUUACACUGUUUGGCAGCUUAAAUAAAAAUGAAAGAAGCAAUGGAAUUUCAUAGUGUACUUUGUAAUAGACAACUAAAAUUAUAUAUCCACUUCAUCUUGAGUCAGAAGCACCUGGAAACUCGAGCCCAUCACAGAAGCAUUUAGGGGUACUUCCAAAAGCCAAUUUUCCAUUAUCUGUGAUUUGAUGCAUAAAAGUUCUAGCAGGCUUCGAGCAGCACUGGUGAAAAAGUACAGUUUCAAUUUAGUGUAAAUUAGGUUUUCUUCAUCAAAAAUAUCACCCAAAAUAAGAAGCACUAUUGGAAAUAUUUGAAAAAUAAAAUAAGCUGUUGUAUUAGUUACGGUGGAUAAGAAAAUUUUGCAGUGGCUCAGUUAGUUGAAGUAAGGAUGAAGGCCUCAUAGGAAACAAAGUGAUCAUCAAAACAGUAAAACAGGCAAAACAGAAUCACAAACACACUACUAGUACAUGCACACAUACUGAUCUUACAAAGUACAAUUUCAAUGGUUUUUUAGUAGCAGUUUUGAGGAAGAAAUAGACAUUAUUUUCUUUCAGGAUUCAUUUAGUUGAGACAUUUUCCUUAGAACUGGGAAUAAUUCAAUGAAAUCUUUUAAGUAUGCUUCAAUUUGUUUCAAUAAAAUGUGUCUCUUUAAGUCAAUUUACAUGUAUUCUGUACUCUAAAAAUAUCAGAACAAUCUUUAAUACUAAUAAUGUUAUCCCAAACUAAUGCAUUAUUGCUAAUAUUCUAAAAAUAAAAAUAUCAAACUUACUGAUUGAUGUCUUUA
Cavia porcellus (domestic guinea pig) is the source of this 7870-nucleotide messenger RNA. RefSeq names its product Nik related kinase (gene Nrk). Gene Ontology annotation, molecular function: protein kinase activity; ATP binding. The transcript has 29 exons. Gene Ontology annotation, biological process: protein phosphorylation. NCBI's taxonomy places the organism in Eukaryota, Metazoa, Chordata, Mammalia, Rodentia, Caviidae. The record is from RefSeq and is a predicted model, not a curated record. Bases 193 to 4785 code for a protein of 1530 amino acids.